Molecule: messenger RNA, 2021 nt
Organism: Aaosphaeria arxii CBS 175.79
Lineage: Eukaryota; Fungi; Ascomycota; Dothideomycetes; Pleosporales
Product: major facilitator superfamily transporter
Exons: 2
Coding region: 1-1914 (637 amino acids)
Biological process (GO): transmembrane transport
Molecular function (GO): transmembrane transporter activity
Source: RefSeq, a predicted model, not a curated record
AUGCAGGAGAAGGAGGACUUCGAGAGUAGUCACAGAAGGGCUACCAGCACCUUCUCUUUCGAACCGCUUGACCCAGACGAGUAUCCCUUGUCGCGACCUGUCUCCCAAUCGCAGCGAACAUCGAGAUACACAUCUCGUACUGUAACUCGCGCACCGACGCCUCCACUACCAUCAAAAGAUGAAGACAACACCGCGCCAACUCAAGAACAGCCAGCUACGCAAUAUCCCCCGCCAGCAAAAUUGGCACUCAUUCUCAUAUCGCUGUACAUCGCCAUAUUCCUCGUAGCACUCGACCGCACGAUCAUGGGUCCAGCCAUACCCGCCAUCACGAACAAGUUCCACAGCAUCGACGACAUAGGCUGGUAUGGUUCUGCCUACAUGCUCACGUCCUGCGGCUUCAUUCUUCUCUACGGCCGAGUAUAUACGUUCUUCCCAACCAAGCACGUCUUCCUUUCCUCGAUCUUCCUUUUCGAGGCUGGGAGCGCAGUCUGCGGCGCGGCCACUAGUUCACUGAUGCUGAUCAUCGGCCGGGCGAUUGCAGGGUUCGGAAGCAGUGGCAUAUUCACGGGAGCUAUUUUGAUCAUCCUUGAGAUUGUGCCGCUGCAUAGAAGACCGUUGUUACAGGGUUUGUUCGGUGCCUGCUUUGGCGUUGCAUCUGUUGCAGGUCCAUUACUCGGAGGUGCAUUCACGGGAUCCAAAGCGACAUGGCGGUGGUGUUUCUUCAUGAACUUACCGCUCGGUGCCAUCACGAUAGCAUCCGUUGUAUUCCUCUUAAAUAUCGAAGAUAAGAGCAAAGAGAAAAGAAGCGGUACCUGGGCCGAUCUUUUCAAGAAGCUAGACCCCCUGGGCACGAUUCUCUUCCUACCCAGCAUAACAAGUCUCCUCCUCGCGCUCGAAUGGGGAGCCACCGAAUACGCCUGGAGCGACCCUACCAUCAUCGCCCUCCUCACCGUAUUCGCCGUCCUAUUUGUUGCUUUCGUCGCCUGGCAAGCCUACACUCGCAAUACCACGGCUACAGUCCCCGCCCGCGUGCUCUUCCAACGAAGUGUCGCCUGCGGCGGACUCUCUCAAUUCGCCGUCGGCGCAACCAUGCUCACAGUAUCAAUGUACAUUCCCUUAUGGUUCCAAGCCAUCCAGUCCCUCUCCGCCAUGGCAUCCGGAAUCCGAACGAUCCCGCUCGUCCUCUCCGUCGUCGUUGGAUCCAUCCUCUCGGGCGCUCUCGUCCAACGAAUCGGCUACUACACGCCGUUCAUGAUCAUCGGCAGCGUUCUCAUGAGUGUGGGCGUAGGUCUCCUCACGACAUGGAACAUCCCCAUCCCCGCACGCAUUUGGAUCUCAUACCAAGUCAUACUGGGCCUCGGCGUUGGCUUCACAAUGCAGCACCCCAACCUCGCGAUUCAGAUCGUCCUGCCCAAGCCUGACAUUCCCACCGGCACGGCACUUCUCUCUCUCGCACAGACGCUAGGAGGUGCAGUCUUUGUGGCUGUGGGGCAAAACACGUUCAUUGAUAAGUUUGUGGCGAGGCUGGAGGGGAUUCCUGGCGUUGAUGCUAGGGCGGCUGUCAAGGGGGGCGCGACGGCGGUUUUGGAUGGUGUCCCUAGGAGUGCGAGGGAGAUGGUUGUCGAUGCGUAUAACUAUGCGCUGACUAAUGGACCAUUCUUUGCGUGUUUGAUUGUGGCGUGCCUAGCGCUACCUGCGGCAUUGGGAAUGGAGUGGAGGAGUGUCAAGGAGGGAAUGCAGAAACCUGCUGUGCAACAGAGAUCGGACGAAGAAGCGAAUGAUGGCGUAGCUCUGACGAAGGAACGUCUAGACACUGGACAAGAGGAAGAGUUGGAGGCAGAGCUACCGAAUGGUGGGAGAGUAUUCUUGGGUCCUUGUCAAGAGGAUGAAUCCAGAUCUGAGAGAAGAACUUGAGAGGACUUCAAGAUGAUACAUCACGAGGCAUACUUAAAGCGACGAUCAUUACUAGGAUUCAGUAUCUUCACGCAUUUGGCGUUGUUGGGGUCUGAUAUUUGCAUAGC